AUGCCUCCUGUUCUUCAAAUUUCGGUGUUUUUGUCUUCUUCUUCUUCUUCAUCUCAAAAGGUUUGUUUGUUUGUUAUUUUGGGUUGAUUUUUGAUGAGAAAGGACAUGUUGUAAAAAUAUCUAUUUUUAUAUGAUAAAAAUUUGUAUCAACAUUUCCUUGUUUUUGAAAAAAAAUCCUCGAAAAGUCUCAAAGUUCAACUAGUUCAUAUGACUCACUCACUGAACCAAUUAUUCUAACCAACUGCUCUCUCUUCUCAUUUUGCCCUAUUUUUGCACUCUCUUGUUUUUCUCCUCAUUUUUCUCCAAGUUUUGAGAUUAUUUUAUGCGUUUAGAAAAUUACGAAGUGAGUUUGUUUUUUUUUUUUUGAAAAAAAUGUAAUGCAAAUGCAAUUUAUUUCAACGUGGACCAUGAGUUGGAAUUUUUUUAAUCUGCCUUUUAAUAUUUUCAAAAUUGUUCAUUUCAGAAAUCAGAUCCUCGUGACAUCCAUGUUGGAAUUGUUGGUGCUGGUUUGGCUGGUUUGAGAGCCGCGCGGUUUUUUGAAGAGAACUCGAUUCGAUAUACAAUUUUAGAAGGAUCUGAUAGAAUAGGAGGACGUGUAUAUCCUUUUGAAUAUGGUAGCACUGUUUUCAUUUUCAAAAAAUUUGAAGUAUGUUUUUUUUUCAGAAAAUGGUUAUCUUCAACACGGCGCCGAAUAUUUGAAUGGAAUUGAUAAUGAAAUUUUUGAUAUUGUGCAGAAAAAUGAGUUGGGACAAGAAAGAGUUCCCGAUUUAUUUAUGCUGGAUGAAAAUGUCAUAACUUUUGUGGAUGGAAAAGUUGUUAGCAGGUAAACUUAUUGUUUAUUUUAAUGCAAAUGAUUUUCUAAAUUUAACAGUGGAAUAAACUCGAUUUGGAAUUUGUUCAUUGAUUCGCUCAAUGAGACAUUAUUUCGAGAGGCUGAAUCUUGCGAGAAACUCAAAACUCGAUCUGUUCUUUUGAGAAUAAAUGAGCAUUUUGAAGCUUUUCUAGAGAAAACAAAUAUUGCUCGAGAGAAUGCGGAAAUUUUCAAAAAACUCAAACUCAUGUUUUGCAACUUCUUCCAAACAGAAUGGUCUUCGCCAGUUGGAGAGGUGAACUUUCUCAAUUGAAAUUGAAAUGGAUGUGUUUUACAGUUAGCUUUGGAAAAUAUAACUUUAUGGGACGAUGGAACUGAUGAUGAAGAUUCACUUGUUUUGAAUAAAUUUGGAUUUCAAAAAAUUCUAGAGAAAUUCAAAAGUGAAGUGUCAAUGAAAAACGUGUUGUUGAAUUCGAAAGUAUUGAAUAUCAACUAUUGUUUGUCAGAAAACGAUUCAAAAAUUCGUGUUCGUCUUGAGAAUAACACUGAUCUGUUUUAUGAUCAUGUUAUUGUCACAAGUUCUCUUGGUUAUCUAAAACAAUUCUCAAGAAAAAUGUUCUCGCCUGAACUUCCUUUUGAUAAACAACAAGCUAUUCAAAAUAUGGGAUUUGGAUCAAAUAUGAAAAUAUUCUUGGAGUAUAAGAAUCCAUGGUGGCCAGAAAAUGUUUCAACAAUUCAGAUCGCCCCAAAAUCGAAAUAUCCUGAUAGAUUUUCAAAAUUGACUGAGAAUUUGAUGGUUUUCCAACCAAGUUCGUGGGCUUCAAAUAUUCUUAUAGCUUGGAUUGCUGACAAUGGGCCGAGUGAAGUUGGAAUUAUGAAAAAUCAAGAACUUCUAGAUGCAAUCAAUGAUUUCCUCCAAGAAAAUCUAAAAAGCGAGUUUCCUUCUAUCAGCAAAGCAAUUCGGGUAUUUCGCCACAGUUGGAUUUACGAUGAAUUUGCAUUGGGUAGUUAUUCAUAUCUCAAGUCUGACACAUAUCAACAAAAUACUAUUGAAAAUCUUACGGCGCCAAUCACUUCUGAUGAAAAUCGGUAUGAAUAUUCCACUUUAAUUAAUUUUACUUCUAAGCUCGAAUGAUUUUUCAGCCCUCUAGUUUGUUUUGCCGGCGAGCACACUUCUCCACAAAUGUAUCAAACAACAGUUGGAGCAGCUGAAUCGGGAUUAAGAGAAGCUAAACGGAUUUUAAAUUAUUAUUCUAUGAACUGA
Messenger RNA from Caenorhabditis angaria, 2075 nucleotides. NCBI's taxonomy places the organism in Eukaryota, Metazoa, Nematoda, Chromadorea, Rhabditida, Rhabditidae. The record is from the annotation of a GenBank genome assembly.